Molecule: messenger RNA, 627 nt
Organism: Perkinsus marinus ATCC 50983
Lineage: Eukaryota; Perkinsozoa; Perkinsida; Perkinsidae
Exons: 2
Coding region: 1-627 (208 amino acids)
Source: RefSeq, a predicted model, not a curated record
AUGUGUAUUCAGAAAACAACCGAAGUUGCAACGCGUGCAUUCGAGGCUGUGGGCGUUGACGCCUUCUUGCUAGCUGGCAGUUUGCUGGGCUGGCAGCGUCACGGUGGCGGGCAGAUCCCGUGGGACACCGAUGGUGACACGGGCAUUUCACAAUCACAGUGUGUCACCGUUAUGAAAAGAAGUGAUUCUAAUGCUACUAAUAUCGCCGGUCUGGUGAAGCCUCACGUCCCCGAAGGUUUCGAACUGAAGUACUUUGGUGGGAAGGGCACCACAGAUCAUCCCGAAAAUGAAUUCCCUGGAUGUGAUUUCAAACAGUUGAGAAUCACGUCGGUCUACCAGAAGCAGGCAUGCUUUACUGACAUCUAUUUGGUGUUGGAUGAGGACGUCGGAGACUGCCAUUGCUCGACAGCUAGUGCUGACUCUUGCGUUCGCGCCGUACCUGAAGUGUGCCCUAACAAGUCAAGUCUCCUCCCAGUGGUGAAGGCUUGGUUGAACGGUGAGGUUAACGUUAAUCUGCCGCAUAACUUGACGGACGUUCUGAAGGCCUUUUAUGGGAAGAUGCCAGCCGGGACGGACAUUCUAAAUCUAAAGCCUGUUCCGAAGAAUUGGGCAUUUGGUCUUCUCUGA